Somion occarium is the source of this 504-nucleotide messenger RNA. Lineage: Eukaryota; Fungi; Basidiomycota; Agaricomycetes; Polyporales; Cerrenaceae. The record is from the annotation of a GenBank genome assembly.
AACACUUGCUUCAUCGCGUCCACCACUGCCAACCAUCCUCAUUACUCAAACCACCAUCACCAAUUUUAUCGUGAUGUCUACAGCAGCUUCUUCAUCGACAGCACCGGCGAACUCAGCAAAGGUUACUGAACCUUUACGAGAGGACGAUGCCCAGCCUACUCUAGGCGUGCUCGAGGAAGACGAUGAGUUCGAGGAGUUCGCUGUUGCUGACUGGGAUGAUUCACAAACUGAUCUCGCACAUCUUGGAGGUGCUGCUCCUGGAGCGGCGAAGAGUGGUGGAAAUAAAUUGUGGGAGGAUAACUGGGACGAUGAUGAUAUCGAAGAUGAUUUCAGUGUCCAAUUACGGAAUGAACUUGAGAAGAAGAAGAGCGGGAGUGCUGAACCGAUGCAGCACUAGUCCUACUGUCUUCGUUGUCUUGAUGCCACCGUGUACAUGUAUUCUUUGAUUCAUCCGAUCGCAUUCAUUCGACCGAUGCAAGCACCCUGUGUAUGAAUUGGCCACUG